This is a messenger RNA of Populus nigra (black poplar), 1946 nucleotides long. RefSeq lists its product as uncharacterized. NCBI's taxonomy places the organism in Eukaryota, Viridiplantae, Streptophyta, Magnoliopsida, Malpighiales, Salicaceae. Gene Ontology annotation, molecular function: DNA-3-methyladenine glycosylase activity. The record is from RefSeq and is a predicted model, not a curated record. The coding region runs from base 181 to 1395 and encodes 404 amino acids. Gene Ontology annotation, biological process: base-excision repair. The transcript has 5 exons.
CUUUUUUAUAACCUCACAUCCCUCCCCUUACCUCCUUCAAUCUCUCAUCAACUCUCCCUUUCCCUCCUUCAUCAACAAUCCCUCUUUGUUCCAAUCUUUUCAUAAGCCCUCUUGUCACAUACCACUCAUACUUUACACAUUAACUUGGCUAAAAAUCCCUGUAACACAUUUUCUAGAAAAAUGUGCAGCUCUAACGCUAAGGUGACCACAGGAGUUGAAAUAACACCAGCAGUGGCCAGGAUCAAUGGCCGGCCAGUCCUUCAACCUACAUGUAAUCGUGUACCUACGCUUGAAAGGCAUAAUUCUCUAAAGAAAACAGCACUAAAGUCUCCUCCUCCUCCUCCACCGCCACUACCUCCACCAACUUCUGCUAAUAAGACCAACAAGGCCUCACCUCCUUUAUCCCCAAAGUCAAAGUCCCCCAGAUUACCAGCUACUAAGAGAGGGAGUGAUGCUGAUAGCUUGAAUUCAAGUUCUGAUAAGGUUGUGAUUCCAAGAAGCACUACAAAGACACCGAUUUUAGAGAGAAAGAAGUCGAAAAGUUUCAAGGAAACUAGUGUUGGGAGUGGAGCACUUUCUUCUUCUAUUGAGGCAUCGUUGAGUUAUUCUUCUUCUUUGAUCGUUGAGGCACCAGGGAGCUUUGCUGCCGUGAGGAGAGAACAAAUGGCACUCCAACAUGCACAGAGAAAGAUGAGAAUUGCUCAUUAUGGAAGAUCGAAGUCUUCCAGGUUUGAAGCUAAAGUUGUUCCUGUUGAUUCUUCAAUCAAUGUGACAACAAAGACUGAUGAAGAAGAAAAGAGAUGCAGUUUUAUCACGGCAAAUUCAGAUCCCAUCUAUGUUGCAUACCAUGAUAAAGAAUGGGGAGUUCCAGUCCAUGAUGACAAGAUGUUAUUUGAAUUGCUAGUUCUAAGCGGUGCUCAGGUUGGCUCGGAUUGGACUUCAAUCUUGAAGAAACGCCAAGAUUUCAGGGAUGCAUUUUCAGGAUUCGAUGCAGAAAUUGUGGCCAACAUUACUGAAAAACAAAUGAUGUCAAUCAGUGCAGAAUAUGGGAUUGAGAUUAGCCGAGUCCGAGGUGUUGUGGACAACUCUAAAAGAAUUCUCGAGAUCAAAAAGGAGUUCGGGUCAUUUGACAGAUACAUAUGGACAUUUGUGAAUAACAAGCCUUUCUCCAACCAAUACAAAUUUGGGCACAAGAUUCCAGUUAAGACAUCAAAAUCAGAAACUAUAAGCAAAGACAUGGUUAGGAGGGGGUUCAGGUUUGUUGGUCCAACCAUGGUUCACUCUUUCAUGCAAGCUGUAGGGUUAACCAAUGACCACUUGAUAACCUGCCACAGGCAUCUUCCAUGCACCUUAAUGGCAGCCCGCAGGCCUACCGAGGCACAAGCUGAUCAAUAGACUCAAACUGACAUUAAAAGGGGGGACACAGAAAAAUUAACAAGACAUAAAGAAUAUAUGCUAUAAUGCAUGUGUAGUUAAGCUCAUUCUCUAACUUGGAAUGGUUGUGUAUAAUAUUAGAUAGGAAGAAAUAUUAAAAGGGUUUGUGACUAGUCACUUUGUGAGAUGCUGUGAGAUUUUUCUUUUAAAUUUGUUUCUAAUUACAGUUUGAGUGCGCGAUGAAAUCGCGCUUAGAGAGAGGAAAGGUUGGCAUAGUACUGUUGUGGUGGAGGAGACAGGUAGCAUGUGCAAUUGGGAGGUAGUGGCAUGUGUGGGUUGCCAGUCUCUUUUUAUUCCAUGUGACCUCUCACACUUUGCCUUAUUCGAGGGGUUUUCCUUUAACAGGCUGUGUGAGAUACUCGUUGAAGGAGGGUAGGGCCACCUACUAUCAUCCCCACCUCCCUCUCUUUCUAUGUGUUUUGAGCUAUAAUUCUCCUGUAUUUUUAACCUUUUUAGCUUCUGAGGGGAUAUUAUACUCCAAAUGUGAAAUGUAUCUUUGAUUUGGUGUGGCA